AUGCUUUAUUCACUGUCAAAAGUUCAAUUUAAUCUGCAUUGGAGAUUCCCGAGGGCAUUGCAUACUAUUGAAGAUGAUCAUUAUACAAUUUCAGUUCCAACAAAGAUUAGGUUGAUUAAUGAAAGGGAGCAAAUGCUUCAGCUGUUGAGGAAGAAUAAGAUAUUAGCUCAUUAUGAGACAACAUUAGGAUCAUCAGAAAGAUACAGAUUUUAUGAUGAUUAUAAUUAUUCAUCAGAGCUUUACAAGGCUUUAGGAAAACCUUACCGUGGACUUUCUUUGUAUGCAAUUUUGAAAGCAUUGAAACUGAGAAAGAAACAACGUCUAUUACAACGUAAAAAUGGAGGUUCAAAUGGUGAUACAGGUAAUAAUGGUGUUCCACAAGGUGGUGGUAGAAAUUUCACUGUUGUAUUUAAGAGUUUUGAAUCUCAAGUUAAACCAAGUUCUCGUAUAGUGAAUUUAAGUGUUCCAAAGAAGUUGAGGUUGGUUAAACAAACAACUCAAAGAAAUGCUGCCGUUCAAUCAAUUCUGUCAAAUACACACAGGUCUGAGAAGAUCAAACCUAGACCUCAUAAAUCAUUAGCUGAUAUACUUUUCAAUAAUAGUGAAGAAGAGAAUAACACCAAGGAUGACCUUCUGAAGAAAAGACAAAGAUCAGAAACUAUUAAAGUUGAAGAAAUGGGUGUUGAAAUGAAUCCUAAAUCAAUUAUUACAACUCAAGUCAAGCUGGAUGAAGUUAGCAUCAAAGAUGAUGCAAGGUUUGAACCUAUGGAUGUUUCUAAAGCUGAUUUUGAUACUUCAAAUCAGAAGUUUAAAAGACGUAAAUCAGAGGAAGAUACCAAUGCUAAAGAAGAAUUACCAGAAAUCAUUGGUAAUUUCCACAGCUACAAUCAUAAUCAAACUCACAAUGAUCAUAACAAUAGUAGUAAUACCGACACAAAAUAUGACGAUUUCACGUUUGGAAUAUCCAAAAUGCAUAAUGUCCAUCAAAUGUUGGUUGAAAUGUAUCAAAAAGAGACACAAGAUGAUUUAGAACUAUUAGAAAAUGAAUUGAAAGUUGCAAAGGAGAGAAGUCUUACAAGGUAUAACAAGUUACGUCGCAUCAUGAAUAAUUCAACCACUGAGAUUCAAGAUUUGUUCCGUUGA
This is a messenger RNA of Hansenula ciferrii, 1143 nucleotides long. RefSeq lists its product as uncharacterized. The record is from RefSeq and is a predicted model, not a curated record. Bases 1 to 1143 code for a protein of 380 amino acids. Lineage: Eukaryota; Fungi; Ascomycota; Saccharomycetes; Phaffomycetales; Wickerhamomycetaceae. The transcript has 2 exons.